Messenger RNA from Cordyceps fumosorosea ARSEF 2679, 1041 nucleotides. RefSeq names its product HhH-GPD family base excision DNA repair protein. The transcript has a single exon. The record is from RefSeq and is a predicted model, not a curated record. Gene Ontology annotation, molecular function: catalytic activity. NCBI's taxonomy places the organism in Eukaryota, Fungi, Ascomycota, Sordariomycetes, Hypocreales, Cordycipitaceae. Gene Ontology annotation, biological process: base-excision repair. Bases 1 to 1041 code for a protein of 346 amino acids.
AUGGCCGCCACGCAGCGCACUUCACGGCGCAGCGUCCGAUCUUCCGCUGCCACGCCAACCCGUCAGGGUCUGCGCUCACAGAUGCGCGUCACCAAGAACACCCAGUCAGUAACCUCAGCAAAGGCUGCCGCCAUCGUCAAGCGCGAGGUCAAGCGCGAGGUCAAGCGCGAGGUCAAGCGCGAGGUCAAGAGCGAAUCCCCGGAAGACCUCCUCUCCGCACCGCCGCCGCCAUCCUCCACCGCCCACGUGAAACUGCCCCCCCUCGCCACCACCGCAACAUCAUCUCGCAAGUCCAAGCAGACGCAGCACAUCACCACCACGCCGUUCCCGGACUUUGCCCGCCCGACGCCCGCGGACUGCGCCCUAGCGCACGACCUGCUCGUCUCCAUGCACGGCGCCCGCGCCCGUCCCGCGCAGGUCGUCGCCCCCCUCACCUCCGCCGGCUGCGGCGCCUCGCCCUCCGUCCUCGACGCCCUCGUCCGCACCAUCCUCUCCCAGAACACCAGCUCCGCCAACUCCACCCUCGCCAAGCUCGGCAUGGACGCCGCUUACGGCACCUCCCCCUCCCGCUGGGCCGCCAUCGCCGCGGGCGGCCCAUCCGGGCUGGAGAGCGCCAUCCGCCGCGGCGGCCUCGCCGCCACCAAGAGCAAGGUCAUUGUCCAGCUGCUGGAGGCGGUCCGCGCGCGGCACGGCGCGUACUCGCUGGACCAUUUGUUCGCCGCGAGCGACGCGGCGGCGAUGGAGGAGAUGCUCGCGUUCCCGGGGGUGGGGCCGAAGACGGCGAGCUGCGUGCUGCUGUUCUGCCUGGGGAGGCCGAGCUUCGCGGUGGACACGCACGUGUACAGGCUGACGGGCGCGCUGGGCUGGAGGCCGAGGGAGGCGACGAGGGAGCAGGCGCAGGCGCACCUGGAUGCGACGGUGCCGGACGAGCUCAAGUAUCCGCUGCACGUGCUGCUGAUUGAGCAUGGGCGGACGUGCCAUGCGUGCAGUGCGAAGGCGGGUGGUGGGAAAUCAUGCAAGCUGCGCAAGGCGUUCAAAUGA